UAUGCCCUGAAAACAUGGCGACGGUUGUUACUGACGACGUUGUUGUUCUCAAUGUUUCGAACUAAUUUAAUCAAUUGGGUCUUUGAUGCUUCUUUUUACGUUAAAACUUGGCUUGCAUUUAAACCAUUGACGACUACUAAUUAAACAAAACAAUCUUCAGAACCGAAUUACUAAUAGUAGCUAUCUUUACAACUUAAGUUUCCUGUUGGAACAAGUGUCUGUGCACGAAUCGCAAAAUAACAAUCAUGGCUGCGGCAGCUGCGGCAGCUUUGCUCGACGAGCUUAUGGGUAGAAACCGCAACAUUCUACCAAACGAAAAACCCAAAGAAAUUAAUUGGGAGGAUCCGGAGUUUUGUAAGUUGUACUUUGUCAAGUUCUGCCCCCAUGAUUUAUUUGUCAAUACCAGAGCUGACUUGGGGGUGUGCACAAAAGUUCAUGAUGAUGAAGCAAAAGAACUUUAUGAAAAAGCUCCUUAUACUUUUCGUAAACAGCAGUAUGAAGAUGAAUUCAUCAGGUUCUGUCAAAGCAUGCUGUCAGAGGUUGAGCGCAAAAUUGUCAAAGGCAAACAAAGGUUAGCCCUCAUUGGAAAUAAAGAUAUGACGACUUUGACUCCGGCCCAAACUCAGAAAAAUGAAGAGCAAAUUGCUCUGCUUUCAGAAAAAAUUAAUAAACUUGUUGAAGAAGCUGAGCAAUGUGGAAUACAGGGAAAUGUCGAACAAGCCCAAGGUUUAAUGCGUUUGUGCGAUCAACUAAAAGAAGAAAGGGAAACAUUACAAAAGUCUAAUGACAACAGCCAUUACAACCAGGUGAAUGAUUCUAACUGGACUGCUGAAUUGGCAGCUGCUCAAGAAAAACAAAUGGAAGUGUGCGAUGUCUGCGGAGCUUUCUUGAUAGUUGGAGAUGCUCAGCAAAGGAUAGAUGAUCAUUUAAUGGGAAAACAACACGUUGGAUACGCUAGAUUGAAAGCAGCUCUUCAAGAUAUUUUGGAUAAAAGAGAGAAAGAUCGCGAAGAUAAAGAACGGAGAAGAGAUGACGAUAGACGACGAGCGCGAGGAGGCGAUGAUGAUAGGCGAAGAAGAGAUCGAAAUAGAGAUCGCGAUCACGAACGUCGAGAUGUCAAUCGGGAUAGAAGAGACCGGGACAGAAAUAGGGAUAGGGAACGAAUUAGAGACAGAGAAACAGAGAAUGAUAAUGAAAAAGAUGAUAGGCAUAAAAGACGAGAACACGACGUGCACAGAAAUAACCAACAAAGAAGUAGAAGCAAUGAGUCACGAGAAAAACAUGAUCGGCAUAAAGAAGAUGACCGUCGUUACAAAGAUAGAGGAAAUCAUGAUCAUCACCAUAAAAAUCGAAAUCGUCAUCGAUCGAGAAGUCCAAGUCGCAAAUAGCUGCUCUUGAUUGGUUAGUGAGUGAGCAGAAAUUCAGACGCAAAUCUUCAUGAGGGAUUUCAUGCAGCAUACACCAAUCAUACCAAGAAAUGAAAGUUAAAAUUUUAUACAAGGUAAAGAUAUCCUUUUUAUCAUUGAGAUUUUUGUUUAACCAUAUAACUUCAAAAAUGGAUGUUCUACUGGAGUAAACGUUCAUUGAUGGAGAAAAGAUGUGACUUGAUUACAUGGGACACCGUCAUUCAUAGGUUUUUAAAUUUGUUUAUAAAUUUAAAGUGUUUCAAGUAAAAUUAGAUGAUUGUCAAACUUAACAAUAUUCAUUAUAAAUAUUAUCAUUAUAAAGAUAUAAUGAAAUAGUAGUAUUGAUACAUUGUAGUCUUCUAAUUUGUUGAUACAAUAAAAUGUAAAGAGAAUUUUUGAAUUUGAGGUCUAACUUCAAUUAUUGGUUUUCAAAACUUAUGUAAAAUAAAACCUACUUAUGGCAUAGGGCUGAAUAAAUAAAUAUUAAA
Trichogramma pretiosum is the source of this 1894-nucleotide messenger RNA. RefSeq names its product luc7-like protein 3. The transcript is spliced from 8 exons. NCBI's taxonomy places the organism in Eukaryota, Metazoa, Arthropoda, Insecta, Hymenoptera, Trichogrammatidae. Gene Ontology annotation, molecular function: mRNA binding. Gene Ontology annotation, biological process: mRNA splice site recognition. The record is from RefSeq and is a predicted model, not a curated record. Gene Ontology annotation, cellular component: U1 snRNP; U2-type prespliceosome. The coding region runs from base 246 to 1388 and encodes 380 amino acids.